CCAUGUUUGACAGAAAAGUUCAUAAAAAGUAUUACCAUUGUGAUCAGGACUUGCACUCGAGACGAUGUCUCGGAGUUAGAAACGAGUUAUAUCUGUGGAAUUUAUCAUCGGUUUUAUUUGUUUUAUUCCGAAAGACACCAUUAACUUUAACGGUAGAAGAUACGACGCUUGUUGCACUACUGAAUAUCGUCGCAAGGUGUUGAAGAGGCUGUGAAGCUGGUUACAAGAGUCGAUUCCGAAGGCUUCUGGACAUAGAGGGAAACCACUGUGCUUCGUGUUGUGUCUGUAUGUUAUACGUUUCAUUAUCAUUACACGUGAAGGCAUGGCUGAACAUAUUGUGAAAUACUUCCUCUCCUUGGUUUUUCUUUGGACGAUUGGAUUUGCUGCUGUCUUGUUGUAUGUACAUCUUCUUGCACUUGGAGAUGUGAUGAGACACGCUGUUCAUAUUCGUCCCAGAUUGACCACCAAAGUCCAAGCCAUUGGGCAGUUCGGUAGAGAGAGUCAACCACCUGCCAUCGACGCCCAUGAUCCAGUGUCCUGCAAAUGUCAGACGAGACCCCUGAAGUUUCGCGAGUAUUAUGAGUCACAGCUGUCUGUAACGCUACCUUGGCUGAAUAUGACGUCCCAUGAGGUGCUGGAAAGGACGCACCCCAACUUGCCGAUCAACAUGUAUGAUGACCUCAAUGCGAAACAUUGCCAUUUACUCCCGUCUUUUAAUAGAAUAAACUGGUACAAUAAAUAUUACCAGCCUGUGGUAGUUGCCAAGAGCACCAAGUUCUUCCUCUCUUCAGCUUUCUUGGAUAACCGUAUUGCUACUGACGUGCGACCCUGUAUCCGUAUCCUUGCAUGGAGCAAAGACACGAAUCCCACAGCUCCUUGGUGCCGCAUCUGGUUCAACACAACGGGGCCGCCAGCCGUCUCGCGCGUCAUCAGAAUCGAUUACUUAGAUUGGCAACCCAGGUCAGGCGAUCGCCACAUGACCUUCCUGCUCACGUGUCGAAUCCCGAAGUACAAUUCUCACCUCACGCCCUUAUCGGUGUCCGUUGUGAGCAGCCCGUGUGAGAAGUACACUAAGAAUUUGCUGAAGGUAUUUGGGUCUAUGGAACGCGACACUAAAACCGCUUUGGUUAACUCAAGCAAGAAUGAAGAUAGCUCACCUGUGUGGAACGCGGCCGUGUGCGGACCGGCGCUCUCCUACUACCACGAAGACGUUUCCAUCCAGUUGGUUGAGUGGCUGGAGCUCCUGAGGGCUUUGGGCUUCGCCAGGGUGUUCCUGUACGAGACGGAAGUCCAUCCCAACAUCGAGAAAGUCCUGCGCUACUACGAGGCCGAGGGAUUCGUUGGUGUCACUAAAUUCGCAUACCAUGUCAACGAUCCCAUCCUGCGCAAACUCUGGGCGUUGAUGGAACCUACGCAAGUUCUGGGCAUGGAGAACCUGCUCUUCACCGACUGCGUCCUCCGCCACAUGCACAAGUACCGCUUCCUCGCUCGCCUCAACCUCGACCAAAUGCCCAUGUUGCCCAACCACGACUCCUUCCCGCUUUGGCUCAACGACCAAUUAUUUGAGAAUUCGAUUGGAAAUGGGUCGGCCGAGAACCUCCCGCCGUCGUAUGAUCUGCGCUGGUAUUAUCACCACGACGACCUAGGGACUCCGGCCUCCAGCGCUUCUCUCCCUGAGUACCUGAAGUUUCUGCGUCAGUCCAAGAGGACAGUGAUGGACAUUUACCCAACAAACUACAACCCGACGUAUGACAUGAAUCUCGUCACCGGUGUCUUCUCGAACGAUGUUGCUGUUUGUGCAAGUGGAAAGUGCCGAGGCGAGUCCUACCAGUGCCCGAGAGACGUGGCUUACCUUGGCCUCUACACCAAGACCUGCGGAGAAGCCUGCAAGAAGCCCGGGUCAACGGUGGAGGUCUCAGCUCUCCGGAAGUACAAGGGCCAAGUCUCCAGUGCCGUUGCCAAAGUCCUGCAGGAGCUGCGUCUCGUCGUCUAAGUUGAUACUGAUAUGACAUUGAUAUUGAUAACGUUUAUUUAGCCAAUAUACAUAAAGACAGUAUGACGUACACAGAAUAAAAAUAAAAUGGCUGAGCCUCCUGAGAACACAAUCUCUCUUAAGGAGACACCUUAUUAUAAGGGAACUAAUGUAUAUUAAAUUAUUAGACUCAGUCAUUCCACUCGCAGGUGGAUUGGAUACGAUAACAGUAAUAAAUAUAAAAAUACAUACAUAUAUACAUAUAUAUAUAUAUA
This is a messenger RNA of Penaeus chinensis, 2247 nucleotides long. RefSeq lists its product as uncharacterized. NCBI's taxonomy places the organism in Eukaryota, Metazoa, Arthropoda, Malacostraca, Decapoda, Penaeidae. The record is from RefSeq and is a predicted model, not a curated record. The transcript has 12 exons. The coding region runs from base 323 to 1993 and encodes 556 amino acids.